CUUUGAAUAAGAUUCCCACGCUUUCUUUCCCACCCUCUCCUUCUCUCCCCUUUCUAUUCUUUAUUUUCUUCUCAUUCCAUCUCUCAUCCUCUUCAUCUGAUCCAAGCAUGUUGUCCUACUCUGCCAUGCGCCGUGUUACGGCCUUGCCCGCACUCAAGCGUGCCCUCUCCACAUCAAGGCCUGCUCUCUAUGCUGCACAAUCCUCCAUUCCUCGUACAAAGUUAUUCAUCAAUGGUGAAUUCAUCGACUCAAAGACUGACAAGUGGAUUGAGCUCCGCAAUCCUGCAACUCAAGAGAUCGUUACUCUCGUUCCUGAGGCCACUCCUGAGGAGCUCAAGUACGCCGCUGAUUCAGCCGCGGAGGCAUUCAAGUCCUGGAAGAAAACCACAGUUCUUCACCGUCAGCGCAAGAUGCUGGACCUCCAGUUACUCAUCCGUGAGAACAUGGACAAGAUUGCUCACUCUAUCACUCUUGAGCAAGGAAAGACAUUGGCAGAUGCCCGUGGUGAUGUUCUUCGCGGCCUUCAGGUUGUAGAAGCCGCUUGUGCCAUUCCCCAUAUGCUCCUGGGCGACAACCUCGAGGUUGCCACUGACAUGGAUACCUACACUAUCCGAGAACCCCUCGGUGUCGUAGCUGGUAUCACUCCAUUCAACUUCCCAGCCAUGAUCCCUCUCUGGAUGUUCCCCCUCGCGAACGUCAUUGGGAACACCUGUGUCCUCAAGCCAUCUGAGAAGGACCCUGGUGCCACCAUGAUUCUUGCUGAGCUUGCCCAAAAGGCGGGAAUACCCGCUGGUGUCCUCAAUAUUGUUCAUGGCGCCAAGGACACUGUUAACUUUAUCUGCGAUAAUGAGCACAUUAAAGCUAUCUCUUUCGUCGGAAGUGACCAGGCUGGUCACUACAUCCACGAGCGCGGCUCUCGUAACGGCAAGCGUGUCCAGGCAAAUUUGGGUGCCAAGAACCAUGGAGUAAUUAUGCCUGAUGCCAACAAGAACCACACUUUGAACCAGCUUACUGGUGCUGCCUUCGGUGCUGCCGGUCAGCGUUGUAUGGCUCUCUCGACAGUCGUCUUUGUUGGUAAGGCUCGAGAGUGGCUUCCUGAACUCGUUGAGCGUGCUAAGCAGCUCAAGGUCUCGUCAGGAUUUGAACCCGAUGCCGAUCUUGGCCCCUUGAUUUCGCCUGAUGCUCUCAAGAGGGUUGAGCGCCUCAUCGCCUCUGGUGUCAAGGAGGGUGCAGAGCUUGUAUUGGAUGGACGUGGUAUCAAAGUUUCAAAAUACGAGAAAGGCAACUUUAUUGGGCCCAGUAUCUUGACCAACGUAACAACAAAUAUGGAGUGUUACCGUGAGGAGAUCUUUGGGCCCGUUCUUGUCUGCUUGAAUGCCGAGACCCUGGACGAUGCCAUCGAUAUCAUCAAUAAGAACCCCUAUGGCAAUGGAACCGCUAUCUUUACUCAGAGUGGUGCUAUUGCCAGGAAGUUCCAGAAGGAGGUUGAUGCCGGCCAAGUCGGCAUCAACGUCCCCAUUCCCGUUCCUUUGCCUAUGUUUUCAUUCACUGGCUCUCGUGGCUCCAUUCGUGGUGAUGUCAACUUCUAUGGCAAGUCUGGAGUCAGCUUCUACACCUCGACCAAGACUGUCACUGCUCUCUGGCGCCAUGAAGAUGCCGAGGACACUCGCGCAAGUGUUAACAUGCCCACCAUGAAAUAGGCGCCUCACUGGGGCUCAAUUCUGAGUAAUGCAUUGUAAUAUAUUAUACAUAAAAAUAAAAUCGCAAGCCCGUGACUUCUCCACUGCUUUGACUGGCUGAGGAAAACAGGAC
Lobosporangium transversale is the source of this 1812-nucleotide messenger RNA. Its product is annotated as Aldehyde/histidinol dehydrogenase. Gene Ontology annotation, cellular component: mitochondrion. The record is from RefSeq and is a predicted model, not a curated record. NCBI's taxonomy places the organism in Eukaryota, Fungi, Mortierellomycota, Mortierellomycetes, Mortierellales, Mortierellaceae. Gene Ontology annotation, biological process: thymine catabolic process; L-valine catabolic process. The transcript has 3 exons. Bases 108 to 1700 code for a protein of 530 amino acids. Gene Ontology annotation, molecular function: methylmalonate-semialdehyde dehydrogenase (acylating, NAD+) activity; malonate-semialdehyde dehydrogenase (acetylating, [NAD(P)+]) activity.